Molecule: messenger RNA, 1560 nt
Organism: Malania oleifera
Lineage: Eukaryota; Viridiplantae; Streptophyta; Magnoliopsida; Santalales; Ximeniaceae
Exons: 3
Coding region: 84-935 (283 amino acids)
Molecular function (GO): protein dimerization activity
Source: RefSeq, a predicted model, not a curated record
UGUUGGAAGCAAAGAGGCCACAUUUAUAUUGGACACCGUGUGCUGCUCAUUGCAUUGAUUUAAUUUUGGAAGAUAUUGGGAAGAUGCCUUCAAUUCAUGCGACUUUGAAAAGGGCAAUUUUUUUGAAUGGCUAUAUCUAUAACCGUGUUGGCGUUGUGAACUUGAUGAGACAGUUCACUGGAGGAAAGGAGUUACUAAGACCUACAGUUACAAGAUUUGCAACUGCCUUCAUCACCCUUCGUUUAAUCUACCUUCAAAAGAACAACUUGAGGAAGAUGUUUACUUCUGAAGAUUGGAAUACUACUAAAUGGGCAAAGGAGGCGGUUGGCAAAAGAGCAGCUACUAUUGUUUUGAUGCCUACUUUUUGGAGUACCAUCGUCUAUGCUCUUAAGUUAACAGGUCCACUUGUUUGUGUACUCCGUUUGGUUGAUGGGGAAAAGAAACUUGCAAUGGGAUACAUUUAUGAAGCAAUGGAUAGGGCUAAGGAAGCCAUAGCUAAGGCUUUUGGUGAGAGAGAGGAUAAAUUCAAGGAGGCAUUUGAAAUUAUUGAACCGAGGUGGGGAUGCCAACUCCAUCAACCGUUGCAUGCAGCUGCACACUACUUGAAUCUAGAAUUUUUCUAUUCAAACCCCAACAUUUUGCAAGAUGAAGAAAUUAUGACGGGUUUGUACAAAUGUAUUGCAAGGUUACUGCCAACCAUUGAAAUGCAAGAUAAAGUUUUAAAUGAGUUGGAAAAAUACAAUGCUGCUAGUGGCGUCUUUGGAAUUAGUUUGGCAGUGAGACAAAGGAAGACAAAAGCACCAGCGCAAUGGUGGAUGGCAUAUGGAUCAACAACUCCAAACUUGCAAAAGUUUGCUGUGAAAAUUCUUAGCCUCACGUGUAGUGCUACCGGCUGCGAAAGAAAUUGGAGCAUAUUCCAACAUCUUCAUGGCUAAAGGAGAAAUAGGCUAUCCCAGCAAUGCUUGAAUGAUUUGGUAUUUGUGAAAUAUAAUCGAACUCUGAGGCGUCGAUACGACAAACGUGACACCAUUGAUCCCAUCCUCCUAAAGAACAUUGAUGAUAGUAAUGAGUGGUUGAUUGGUAGUAUGGAUGACAAUUCUGAUGAGGAUGAUGAACUUGUGAUUGAAGAUGAUAAUUUGACUUGGGAUUCUAUUGCUAGAGCUGCUGGACUAAAUAACCCCCCGCAUCACACUAGAUCAAGAAUAAGUACAAAUAUGCCAUCAUCGUCUAGAGGAAGAGGAAGGGCUUCAUCUAGUAGUGCAACCAGUGCUAGGGGUUGGACCACAAUGUUGGAUGAGGAUGAAAUCCAAGUGGAUAGUGCAGAGGAGACGGAAGAGGAAAAAGAUGUUGGAGAAAACAGUUUUGAUGAUGAAGAGGAAGAUGAUGAUAUCUUCGCCGACAUAGUUGAUGAUGAGUGAUGAGUGAUGAUUGAGGAGGAUUUUUAGAUUUUAUACUUUGAAAUCCUUUAUUGUACUCUUUUCUUUUGAUGUUGAACUAUGUUAUAUUGUUGAUGCUUUUGGGCUUCGUCUUGGCAAUUUUAUUAAUUUUCCAAUUUUGUUA